CAAUUCACCUUAGUUCUCACCCCCAAUCAUAAGAACUGAAGCUCAAACAUAUAUACAUUGUCGCAGAAGUUAUCUGAAUUACUUAGCAAUGGCUACUUCCAAAACAGUUGCUGUUCUUAUCCUUUUCUUGGCAGCAUUCCUUCUGAUUGCCUCCGAAGUGGCUGCUAGAGAUCUGGCUGAGAACACUGAUGCCACUGAACAACAAGUCAAGGAAAGUGAAGCUGAAACUGACCAGUACGGAUAUGGAGGUGGGAGAUAUGGUGGUGGAAGAUACGGCGGCGGCGGAAGAUACGGCGGCGGAAGAUACGGCGGAAGAUACGGCGGAAGAUAUGGAGGCGGAGGAGGAGGCCGAUAUGGCGGUGGCUACGGGUGCCGGUACCGCUGCGGAUAUCGCUGCUGCACUGCCGCUGAGAAGGCUGAGUUCGAUGCUCAGGCCGAGACCCAAAACUAGACUUGUUUAAGACCAAGGCAAAGCCAGAGAGAGUACGCAUGAAUGCAUAUAUAUAUAUAUAUACAUAUGUAUGUAUGUAUGUGUCUUGUGGUUUUCUCGACGAGUUUCCUUUCUUAUGGUGAAUAAAUAAUAGUGUGCGAGAGAUAAUGCAUGUAUGUAUGGAUCUGCGGUCAUGAUCUAUCUGGCCACAGCCACUCUCAUGUAUGACUACCUCAUUAUUGUGAAAUUAUACGGCUUUCAAAUUUA
This is a messenger RNA of Andrographis paniculata, 697 nucleotides long. Its product is annotated as glycine-rich RNA-binding protein 2-like. The transcript is spliced from 2 exons. NCBI's taxonomy places the organism in Eukaryota, Viridiplantae, Streptophyta, Magnoliopsida, Lamiales, Acanthaceae. Bases 89 to 451 code for a protein of 120 amino acids. The record is from RefSeq and is a predicted model, not a curated record.